GCUUGUGCUUUAUCAAUGCCCGUGGAACCUCCUCCAGAGUCAAAAAUAGAUCCUGUGAUGUAUUUGGCCAGGUUUGGAUAUUUCCCCGAGAUCUCCUUCCGAGGGGUUGGAUCUGCGCCUUUGAACCAGCCUCAUGUGGAUCAAAAUUCGUCGGUGUUCGAAAAUGCCAUCCUCGAGUUCCAAGACUUCGCCGGAUUGGACUUGACCGGGAAACUCGACGAAACAACUCUGGAGAAAAUGGCGCAACCUCGAUGCGGUGUGGCUGACAAGGGGAAAUUGGAGUUACGAUUUAAGCGAUAUGCCCGCCAUUCCAGUCGAUGGGAGAAGACGAAGUUGAGCUAUUUUAUUUCCAACUAUCCAACAGACUCCCUUUUGACCAAGAGUGAAAUCGACAAGGAGAUCUCAAGAGCCUUUCAAAUCUGGAGCGAUUCUAGCAACUUGGAUUUUAAACGUGUCCUUGCCCCUGAACAAGCUGACAUUCAACUAGACUUUUUCCGACGCAACCAUGGAUCAGAUGAUCCUUUUGAUGGUCGUGGAGGGGUUUUGGCUCAUGCCUUCUUCCCCAGAUGGGGUGGGGAUGUUCAUUUCGAUUCGGAUGAGGAGUGGAUUAACGAGCGCUUCAAAUCUCGGGCCUUUUCCAAGAACGCCAAACAGCUCCUGCAAACGGCCGUUCACGAAAUUGGCCACAGCCUGGGAUUGGAACAUUCCAAAGCUAAGCGAUCAAUCAUGGCACCUUUCUAUCAGGGCUGGAUGGACGAUCUUCAUUUAGAGACGGAUGACAUCCAAGGUAUCCAGUCCAUUUACGGGAAAAGUAAAGAAACAGCCACUUCAAAGCCUGAGACAACAACUAUUUGCAACACUUCCAAACGUCCGGACAUCAUUUUUGGGACCGCUCUGCCGAAUCCUUCACCUCCUGGGAUCGUGCCCAGUCCAUCGAAACCGGACAUCUGCUUCAAUACCUAUUUUGAUGCCGCUACCGAAACCAAAGAUGGCAGCUUCUAUGUGUUCCAAGGUGAUUAUCAUUGGAAGUUGACUCUGGAAAAGGCUGGCUUUGAGCCUCAGUAUCCUCGGACCAAUCAAGAUUGGGGUGGUUUACCGGGAGAUGUUGAUGCUGCAUUUUACAAUCCCACCGAUGGUAUGACGUACAUCUUCAAGGAUGACCAGGUGGGAAAAUAUUUCAAUACUGAUAUCCAACCCGGAUAUCCCAAGCCAAUCUCGCAAGAGUUCCCGGGGGCUCCCGAUCGCGAUAUAGACGCAGCCUUACUUUGGGGCAAGAAUAGCCAGCUCUACUUAUUCCGGGGAUCACUGUAUUGGAAGUACAACUUUGAUAAACGAACGGUAGAGGACUCGUAUCCGUUGGAGAUCAACAAAAGAUGGCGUGGCGUCCCCAAUAACCUGAGUGCCGCGUUAAGGUGGACCAACGGCAAGACCUACUUCUUUAAAGGAAGCUCGUAUUAUCGCUUUGACGAUGACACCUUUGCUGUGGAUGCAAACCCGCGUGUCCGAUAUCCUCGCACCAUUGGUAAAUGGUGGCUGGGGUGUCAUUCCAAGCCUCAAACGGACUUAGAAACUGAGAUGGAGGAAGACGCGGGAACCAAAAGAAAUCCUCGUCGAUGGGCAUGGAGCUAAUGUGGAGCAGCUGGUCCGUGAAGACACUAGGCACGCACUAGGCACGCAAUUCGUAAUUCAAUCAGUAUUUAAGUAUUAGUAAUUGUUUGGCCUCAGGUCUAUGAUUGUUUGUAAUAUGUACUAUUUAUUGAUUAUCUAAUUCAUGUUAUAAUAUAUGAAUAUCAUUCCUAGA
Molecule: messenger RNA, 1801 nt
Organism: Tigriopus californicus
Lineage: Eukaryota; Metazoa; Arthropoda; Copepoda; Harpacticoida; Harpacticidae
Product: matrix metalloproteinase-19-like
Exons: 1
Coding region: 16-1629 (537 amino acids)
Biological process (GO): collagen catabolic process; proteolysis; extracellular matrix organization
Cellular component (GO): extracellular matrix
Molecular function (GO): metalloendopeptidase activity; zinc ion binding
Source: RefSeq, a predicted model, not a curated record